AUGGGAACAUCAAAAGCGCGCCCUUCGACAAAAGCGAAAAAGAUUACCCCAGAUGUCCCAGCGCGACACCUCCCAGAAAGGACCUUUGUUCUCGACAAUGGCGCAUACACAAUGAAAGCGGGCUACGCCGCGGACCCCGGUCUGUCUUCCGAAGAUGCACUCGCAGCUUGCACCUCUAUACCGAAUACUAUUGUGAAAACUCGCGAUAAUAAAAUCGUGGUUGGUGCCCAGCUCUCGACACAAGUUACAGACUGGAAUGAAGCUGUGUUUCGCCGACCAGUGGAGAAGGGAUACAUUGUGAAUUGGGAAGCAGAGAGAGAGAUUUGGGAGCAGACUUUCUUCGAAGAGAAGGCUACUGCGCGAAACAAGAACCUUCGUAUUCCUGCGCCAGAAGAAACGACUCUCAUCCUGACCGAAGCUCCGAAUGCCAUGCCGAUUUUGCAACGAAACGCGGAUGAAAUGGUAAUGGAGGAAUGGGGAUUUGGUGGAUAUGCGAGAUGUCUUGGUCCGACCCUUAACGCUUGGAAUGAAAUCCACUCUUUAUUCGGCGAUCCCCUUACCAGCAAGCCCGACACAGAUAUUUUGCCCAUGGACUGCCUACUUGUCGUUGACUCCGGUUACUCACAUACAACGGUAACGCCUAUUUUCAAGGGGCGUCCGCUGCAACGUGCGAUCCGGCGCCUCGAUAUUGGUGGAAAACUCCUCACCAACUAUCUCAAAGAAAUUGUGUCAGUGCGACAGUACAACAUGGUGGACGAAAGUUACAUUAUGAAUGAGGUGAAAGAGGCUGUCUCAUUUGUGAGCAACGACUUUGCGGCGGAUAUGGAGCGCACUUGGAAAGCCAGGGCCAAGAACCGUCUUGAAGAAGGGGUUGUUUUGGACUAUGUCCUACCGGACCCAAAUGCAGGGAAGAAAGGAUUCACGCGGCCGCAUGAUCCCCUUCUUCAUGCGAAGAAAAAGAAGGGUGCUGCUUCUGGUCUCAGCGCUGAGGUACUAUCCGAGGAUGUACUUGUUUUGGGCAAUGAACGUUUUACGGUGCCGGAGCUUCUAUUCAAUCCUGGUGAUAUUGGAAUGACACAAGCUGGCAUACCCGACAUGAUCAUUCAAAGCCUGUCUGUUCUUCCACCUGCCUUGCACGCCGCGUUCCUAGCCAAUACUCUAGUUGUUGGUGGAAACUCUCUUAUUCCAGGUUUUAUGGAAAGACUGGAAACCGACCUUCGUCCCAUUGCAUCCGCCGACUGCGUUGUCAGGGUCUGUCGUGCUCAGGACCCCAUCUUCUCAAGCUGGUUAGGAGGAUCUCGCCUUGCCAGUAAUCGGGAAGAAUUGAGCAAGGUUGCAAUCACACGACAGGAAUAUCAAGAAUACGGUUCCGGGUGGGCAGGUAGACGAUUUGCUGGGGCAGUGUAG
Molecule: messenger RNA, 1407 nt
Organism: Penicillium malachiteum
Lineage: Eukaryota; Fungi; Ascomycota; Eurotiomycetes; Eurotiales; Aspergillaceae
Gene: arp6
Product: actin family protein
Exons: 4
Coding region: 1-1407 (468 amino acids)
Cellular component (GO): Swr1 complex
Molecular function (GO): nucleosome binding
Source: RefSeq, a predicted model, not a curated record